Tuber melanosporum (Perigord truffle) is the source of this 3138-nucleotide messenger RNA. RefSeq lists its product as uncharacterized. Bases 1 to 2655 code for a protein of 884 amino acids. The record is from RefSeq and is a predicted model, not a curated record. Gene Ontology annotation, molecular function: ubiquitin protein ligase activity. NCBI's taxonomy places the organism in Eukaryota, Fungi, Ascomycota, Pezizomycetes, Pezizales, Tuberaceae. Gene Ontology annotation, cellular component: nucleus. The transcript has 4 exons. Gene Ontology annotation, biological process: proteasome-mediated ubiquitin-dependent protein catabolic process.
AUGGGAGUUGCGGGAGGUUUGCACGGCGGGGCUGCCAAAGGUGGACGGAGGGAUUUGACGAUCGAAACAAAUCCGAAAAAGGACUUCAAAGACGAUAUCAUUGAUGACCUUAACAAAGACCUCCAGAAGCUACAGAAAUGUGUCACGUGCGUUAUCUGUCAUGAUAUGUUGUUCGAACCUUUCUCUCUACAAUGCGGGCAUGUAUUUUGCUACACGUGUAUGGUGGACUGGUUAGGCCUGUAUAAAAAGAGAACCUGUCCAGAAUGCCGAGCGGUUGUCAAAACCCAGCCGGCACCAGCUUAUUUGAUUCGAGACAUGAUCGAGACUUUCGUCCAUAGAGCUGAAUUGACGUCUCCCCAUGGCACCGGCUCAGAACUACGGAAACAACAGCGGGAAGCCCUGGCAGCUAUAGAAAAGGAUAGAGCUGCGGAGGGUAAGGAGGAUGGUGGCUUAUUCAAAGGCAUGUUCAAGAAAAAGAAGUUCCAUGGGCGUCGGGGCUUUAGGGACCCUGCGGACGGAAUCACAAGGUGCCCGGACUGUAACUGGGAAGUAGAGGAUGGCCUCUGCACUGGUUGUGGCAUGGAGGUUCUUGAACCGAGAGGCAAUGUUUUUUCAGAUUCAGACGAGGAUGAGUCCGACGUCUCUGAUGAUUCUGACGAUUCGGAUUCGGAUUCGACCGGCCCUAGUCUGAACAAUCACUUUGGCCGCGAUCCGGAACAAGAGCUCGACGAUGAAGAGGAUGAGGAUGAUGAUGAUGAAGAAGAAGACGAGGAUGAUGAUGAAGAGGAAGACGAGGAUGAUGAAGAGGCCGAUGAGUGGCAAGACGAGGAGGAUAUCCCUGGGUACAAUGUGGACUCUCCAGGAAUGAAUGCCAGAUAUUCUGGCCCGCACGGUAUAAAUCAGCCACGGGCACUUUUCCACCGGAUUCACCCAUCGGGAUCCGGCAGAAAUAUUCCCACCUCCCAAAACGCUAGCCAAGAGUUUGGCAUGGCUAACGGGUUCAGCGUAUUCCCCUCAAGCGAAGCCGAAGAGGGUGGCAGGAGUGAUGACACCGAAGGUAGUUUAGCGGAUUUUGUGGAACACGACACACCCGAAAACACUCGUCGAUCACAACGGGGAAAUACAAGGAAUGGCAAUAAUAGCGCUAUUCAACAAAUUACCAUCAAUUCAUCUCCCAUCCUUAUCUCAUCUACCCCAGCCACUUCCUCCAAUAUGCCACCUAGGCGUCGCGGAAGAAGGGUUGUCUUGGAAGACGAGGAUGAGAAUGAUUCAUCACUUAAUAUCAACGACUUUCCAACAUGGCCGGAGGUUGAUGUUGAGCAGUUUGGAUAUUCGCCGUUAGGGGAAGUGACGACCGCCAGCGAGAACGAUGAUGAUGCCCUCUCAAGCCCACCAAGUCGUAGACUCCGGCGUGGUGGGCCACCUAGUAGCGGCGGGGGUGGCAGCGUUCCCAGUGUUCCGGAGGAAGACGAAGAAUCGGGCUCUGGUAGAUUUGGUGAUGACGACGAUAGCGAAGACGAAGAUGGUGAUAUCGUCAUGACUGGCACUCGGGGGCGUGCAAGGAGGGGUGCCAAUGGUACCAAUGGGCAAAGAAGAACUCAGAAUAGGGGUGGGAAUCGCGCUCGGCCCGUUGAAGUCCAAGAUUCAGAUAGCGACUUGGACGUCCAGCCAAGGCCAGCGAGGCGUAAUGGGAGGAGCAACACUUCAUCCAGCAACCGUCAGACACAUGGUCGGGGUGCCGCUGGGAAUACCAGGUCGACCAACUCCCGCGGCAGGUUUAAUCCUAACUUGCAGAAUAUAUUUUCUGCUCACCAUCAACAGAGAGAACAGACGCAGUAUGAUGCCUUGGCAAGAUACAGUGUUAGCCCGGCAAGAAGCAUUACGCCUGUUCAACGACAGCACACAGGUGAAUCUCGGAGAGCCUCAACUCCACUCAGAAGCGUGGAGCAGGGCAAUCCACCCAUGUCACCUUUGAUUCGUUUGUCGAACGACCCUCCAACCCCGACAUUUGUCCCGGGCCACCCUUUGCCAUUAUUACCUCUGCGUUCCCCUAUGCAGAGCCCUGUUCAGAAUCCCCGUCAGGGUCGCGCCGGCGGACUUGGGCCUCCGGCGGAACACCAAAUUAUUAACAAUAGCCGUCCUAUCUUGAGUAAUCCACCUUCGGAUAUGCAGCAAGCACCAAGGACGGGCACCAUAACGAUUGCCUCCCCUGGGCUGAGGGUUAGGGGUAGGAACUCAAGACAGCAAUUGCGGGGGACUUCGAGCAGGGUUGGCCUUCGCGGUGGGAGUAUUAUACCCACUCAAUCCUCGACUUCUAGUAACCUUGUCUCCCGCCGUCAAAACACUGUUAGUAUAGAACGAGAUGCAAUAUUCGCCAGAGGGGCAGCAGCUAUCAGAAGGCAACAAGCCCCGAGAGAUGCUGCGGGGACACAAUUGGGACGCAGAAAUAGCCGGAUCUCAUUGAACUCAAAUACCAUCCAAUCGCAUAACCAGACUCAAAAUCAGCCUACUGCGGCAGAAGCAUCCAGAGUAACAACCAGAAGCGGGCAGCAAGUGGGCUCAGCAUCAGGACGGAUCGGAGUUCCUAUAGCUAACGGACCGGUUUCACAAUCGAGCGGGGGGCCUCUAUGGGCUCUUAGUGAAGACAGAUGUUGAGUGUGGGUGGAGUGGUAAUUUUUAUUUUCACUGAUUGUCUACGGUAUUUCCUUUAUGCAUUGGGUGGUCUUGGGAAGAAGGGGCCUGGGUUUACAAGUCGUUUUCAUCAUCAUUACCUAAAAAUCCCUUUCGUCCAUUUCUCUUUUUCCUGUCUCAUACAAUCCCCCACCUACUUAGCUUAGCUACGCCCAUACCUAUUUUUUCCCUUUUUUUCUCACACCAUCCGUCGUCCGGUACCCGGUACCUAUAAAAUGGCUUUUAUUACUCCCAGCGUGAACGCAAAAAUGAAGGUGAAAAUUUGUGAGAGAGGGUGGGGUGUUAGGAUAGGAAGCAUGUCUUUUUCUCUUUUAUUCUCUCUUUUAGCUUUUCUUUGAUGGGUGUCGUGGCUCCUGUUUCCUCUAACCCUCCCACGAUGCUUCAUGCGUUAUGUAGGUACGAUAUUAUGUGUGAUGAUUUGUUUGAUAAGGAACCUUCUCACUUUUG